Messenger RNA from Teleopsis dalmanni, 1310 nucleotides. RefSeq lists its product as uncharacterized. The record is from RefSeq and is a predicted model, not a curated record. The transcript has 3 exons. Bases 24 to 1238 code for a protein of 404 amino acids. Lineage: Eukaryota; Metazoa; Arthropoda; Insecta; Diptera; Diopsidae.
UUUGGCAACCAAAUUUAACCAAAAUGUUGCCUUUGUGUUGUAUUAAAAAAAUGCUGCUUUUUAUUUUUUUCAUGCGUGUUGCAGCCUUACCACCUCAUCUCCCACAGCAUUCUUUUUCUUCGCAAAUACUAAAGCAACAGUUACUAUACGAUGACACAAACAAACCUCCCCAAUAUUUUGACAAUAGUUUGCCGCAAUCGAUUCGUAAGAUUAACACAGGAAACGGAUAUACUUUGGCACCUACCGAAAUUGCUUUCGCUACUAUAGGCGCCACGCAUCCUUUUGCAGUAAAUCAACAAAGCAGAGAUGACUGGUAUGCUUUAUGGUUAAAGGAUUUGCAGCGACGUCAAAAGCAACAAUUUCGUACUACAAAUUUCCGUACUCAAAAGGUUUUACAUCCGUUUGCACAAAAGCAGAGGAGUUUGGUCAUUGAUAAUACAAAUGCGAAAGACAAUUUACAAUUUAACGAAUUCGGUGACGACAAUGAGUACUCCAAAGAACUUGCACCCAAUCGAGAUGAGCACCAAAUUUUAAAUGUCGGCGAUAACGUCAAUUACGCUUUGCGAAAUGAUAAUGAACAAUUAUUAAAUGACAAAAAUAUGCAAAAACGAACUGAUAACAAUAAAGACAGAGAUUCGGCAGAAAUUGAAAAUUAUGAUAAAGUGUUUAAAAUGUCAAAGAAACGUAAGCCGUUGCCUAUUGGCGAUCAGUGGCCUCGCACAGUAUUCGAUAUUAUAACUUCCUACGAAGAACAAGCACCUAAAUUAAAACCACGUUAUCCCUAUGCUCUAUCGGAGCGUGAUAAUGACUUGAAAGAAUCCUUGAAGCAGCUUGAAAAAAUGCAGAACUACAAUAAACGUGAAAAGCUUCGUACGGACAAAGAUGAACAGCAACAGUUCGUACCCUCAAUAAGUGCAGGAACGAUGACUAAUCUUGGUGAUUUUUUUAGAGAUUUAUCUACAAAUGUUAAUUUCUCAGAGAACUCUAAAUUAAGUCACUCAGGAAAGAAAUUACUUGAAGGUGAGCACUCUUUACGUAGCAUAUUGGAAGAACAAUUUUCGAAUGAUAAAGACGUGACAGAUGGUGACCCCAACACUAAAACAAGUGGCGUAUUACAUGCAAUACGUAAUUAUCGUCCAUCACAAAAGAUACGCUCGUUAGUAGCUAUGAAUCCGCCUGGAUAUCAUGGUUCACAUUUCAUUGAUCCAAACUACAUGUGGGUGGGUUUGGGUAAAUAAUAGUCGAUUAUGGCAAUUAUGAAUGGUUGUCAGGGACAUACACAUAUCGUACUUGUAAAAUAUUAAAUAUAA